CCUGGUUCAGAAGCACAAGCAGUACCUGGCCUAGCAGUUCCUGGUCCGUCAGGUACCCAGCCUAUUCAUCCAACUAGGCUACAGCCGUCAGCAGCAAUGCCCAAUCUAUCAGCAUUGUCUCAAGACCACUUAGCUUCACUGAGUACCACUAUUGCCACUGCAGUAGUCAAGGCCCUACAGGACAUUGGCUCUGUGCCUACCAGCAGCUCUUCAUUAGAACCCCAAGUACAGUUUGUCCCAGACCCCGUGCCAGCUCCUGCCCCUCCUUCAAGUUCAGGGCUGGAAAUCUCCCGGUCAGUGUCUCGGAGCCAAGUUGAAGAAAAUACACAUUCCACGGUCACCAGAUCAGUAGAGGAGGCAGUUCAGCAGUUGACAGGGACAGUGCCGUCCACGGACACAACCCGUACAAGUAAGCACUCUUUCUUGUCCGCUGCGAUACCACUGGGGCAAAGAGUGCCCCAAAAAGUCAAAGCCCAAAUAUGGGCAAACGAAUAUGUAGAUUUCGCUGUCCUGCUAAAUACACUGUGAGUAAAGCAGAAGACGAGUUUGUGUUUGAGAUAGAAAGAAGCAAUGGGGGACAACCCUCCAUAGUAAUUGCCCCCAACCAAAAGAAACAGUCACUGCAAACCAUUGACCAGUGGCAACCAGCAUUCCAAGUCUUUGUAACCACAUAUUCGGAAAAGGCACCUCAUGAUACGCCAGCCCUGAUGAAAUAUGCAUCAGUGGUCAAGGAGUUAGCAACCCAGGGGGCCAAUUGGCACUUUUAUGAUGAACAUUUUAGAAGGUUGCGGGAAAACCAAGGUGCCCCCUGGGAUCAGAUUCAUUCCGAAUUAUGGCUACGUGCCCAUUCCUUUCGGGCCAAGACAACAACCGCAGGAAAGACUAGGACAACUUCCCCGUUUGUACCCCGGGGCUAUUGCUGGAAAUUCCACAAGGGUAUCUCGUGCAGCGGAUGUUCCUACCUGCACCAAUGUUUUCGCUGUGGACAACAGCACACUAUUGCCAAGUGCAGGCAACCC
Molecule: messenger RNA, 1019 nt
Organism: Porites evermanni
Lineage: Eukaryota; Metazoa; Cnidaria; Anthozoa; Scleractinia; Poritidae
Source: the annotation of a GenBank genome assembly